AUGAUUAGGUGGCUCAACGACUGCGUCCGAAACCACCCCGAAUGCAGAGUCUUUUACAGCCAUUCGACCUGGCUACCUUCAAGGCUAGUUGAUAUUGGAGACCCAGGCAGUUACUUGUGGAAGAUCAUUGCCACCGAGAGGCUUAAAACUCCUCCCAAUUAUGGAGGCUAUCUCACGCUGAGUCACCGCUGGGGCUCUUCACCAUUCGUACAGCUUACAUCGGACACGCUCCCCGGAUUCCAGAACUACACAGCUAUAGAGAGUCUCCCCAAGACUUUCCGCGAUGCGAUUGCGCUAGCUUAUCACUUCAAUAUUCGCCACAUCUGGAUCGACUCGCUAUGCAUCCUUCAAGAUAGCCCAUUAGACUGGAAGAGAGAAUCUUCCAGAAUGGACGACGUGUACUCCAACUCCACCUGCAACAUCGUUGCAGCACACUCUGAGGGACCCGACGGUGGGCUCUUUAGAGUGAGAGACCCAUCCGUCUUGGAAUCCUUUGUUGUUUACUCAGAGAGGACGGAUAUCCCGUCUGGCGAAUACACCGUCUGGGAUCACACGUCCAUCCUGAACGACUACAACAGAGCUCCGCUGUACAAGCGCGGCUGGGUCUUUCAAGAACGCCUACUGCCCAAAAGGACUCUUCAUUUCGGUAAAGACCAAGUCUUUUGGAAAUGCAGACGGCGUCUUGCCUGUGAGAGCUUGCCCGACGGCAUACCGGUGGCACCAGACGACGAAGUGGUCGAGCGCGAGAAAGGCGUCACUCGAAUUCGCAGAAUGCGCCCCCAAGAGGAAGAGGAUUUGCCAGAGAAUGAAGAAACUUUUGCAACUGUCUGGGAGCACCUGGUUGAGGAGUACUCGGACUGUAGCUUGACCUACGACAAGGACAAGCUUGCGGCCUUGAAUGGAAUGGCAAGCAUCUUUUCUAAUGCCUCUUUGAGUAGAUAUAUUUCCGGUAUCUGGAACACACACAUCGCCCGACAAAUCUGCUGGAGCUUGAACCCUGUGGCGGAAAAGAAGCCCCGACCUAGUCAUCCCGCGCCAUCUUGGUCGUGGGCUUCCGUGCAAGGCAAGGUCUCGUUCAAGGCCAUAAUGAACAGCGAUGAGAGUAUCUUACAUCUCGCGCGUCAUUUCUACCAUAGUGCCCACAGCGAUACUCCCGCAGGACACCGCAUACCACUCGGAGGCUAUAUCGGCAUGAGCGGCAGCGUCUAUAAUCUCAAAGUAUCAGACAUGUCCAACGACGAGGUUUCGCUGAGUCUUGAUGGAAAGUCGGAGCGACUGGAUUAUAAUCCUUUCGUCUUCGACUUUCAUCAGGACGGUUCACCCCCGAAGGAGCUGUUCAUUCUACCACUGAUGUGUACCCAGGAACCUCCCGUCAAUGCAAAGGGCGUCGAGAUUGCCGGUCUGAUACUGAAACCUUUGGGCGACUUCAUCGAGGACUUUGGAGACAUGGAACUUCGAAAAUCCUACAGGUACGAACGUGUGGGAUUCUUCAAUUUCAGGCCAAGUGACGGGAAAGGGCAACGAUUGCUCUAUGGGUCACCGUUCUCCGAGGCAGAGAAAAUCAAAGGUCUGUACUUUAGCGACAAGAGCAAUCAACUUAUACUUUUAGAGUAG
Molecule: messenger RNA, 1614 nt
Organism: Colletotrichum fioriniae
Lineage: Eukaryota; Fungi; Ascomycota; Sordariomycetes; Glomerellales; Glomerellaceae
Source: RefSeq, a predicted model, not a curated record